AUGACAUUUGUGAAGAAUGAGCUGAAGAUGUUCAAGAGGAUUCUUAAUCCAGAACUCUCACAAGGAUUUGAGAGUCAGAAGCAGGAUGCGGAAGUGGUGGACGCUGAAGAUGAGAAGCAGGAGAGCAGUGCCAGAGAGGGGGCUCUGAAGAUCACACUGCACAUGCUGAGGAAAAUGAACCAGAAGGAGCUUGCUGACACACUGGAGAAAAAAGACCUGAAAGAGUCUGGCAUCGAUAUCAAUGAAGCCUCAGUGUACUCAGGAUUGUGCACACAGCUCUUUAAAGUGGAAUGUGGGCUGUACCAGGACAAGGUGUACUGCUUCGUGCAUCUGAGCAUUCAGGAGUUUCUGGCUGCUGUAUAUGAGCUCCUCUCAUUCAUCAACAAUAAUGAGAAUCUAAUGGGCAAACUGCAUUCAACGAGUAGUAACUUUUCUUCGCUAUUCAGAGACCAGCUUGAAGUUGUUUUCUACAAGAGUGCUGUGGACGAAGCCUUACAAAAUUUCAUCAACCUUGCUGUCAAGAGACUGGACAUUGGCAAGAAGAAUGCUAGGGAGUGGUGCACGGUGUGCCCGUCUCCGGAGUCUGCCCAGAAGACCGGCUCGACGUUUGCCAGCAGCAGGUUCGGCAGCAGCAAGAAGGCCGGUGAUGUCGAGUGCCUGAGCUGGACAGGAGGGGGAGCCAAAGUGAAGGCCGGUGAUGUCGAGAGCCUGAGCUGGACAGGAGGGGGAGCCAAAGUGAAGGCCGGUGAUGUCGAGAGCCUGAGCUGGACAGGAGGGGGAGCCAAAGUGAAGGCCGGUGAUGUCGAGUUCCUGAGCUGGACAGGGGGAGCCAAAGUGAAGGCCGGUGAUGUCGAGUGCCUGAGCUGGACAGGAGGGGGAGCCAAAGUGAAGGCCGGUGAUGUCGAGUGCCUGAGCUGGACAGGAGGGGGAGCCAAAGUGAAGGCUGGUGAUGUCGAGUGCCUGAGCUGGACAGGAGUGGGAGCCAAAGUGAAGGCCGGUGAUGUCGAGUGCCUGAGCUGGACAGGAGGGGGAGCCAAAGUGAAGGCCGGUGAUGUCGAGUACCUGAGCUGGACAGGGGGGAAGCCGAAUCCAAUCAAGCAGAAGAGACCAGCCUCCCCUGUACCCAGCUGUGUGUCCAUGAAGAGUGAUCGGUCUAUGCGUCAACCUAUAGUGUUUAGAGAGGGAGACUUUUCACCUGAACAAAGUCCAAUCAAGCAGGAGAGACCAGCCUCCCCUGUACCCAGCUGUGUGUCCAUGAAGAGUGAUCGGUCUAUGCGUCAACCUAUAGUGUUUAGAGAGGGAGACUUUUCACCUGAACAAAGUCCAAUCAAGCAAGAGAGACCAGCCUCCCCUGUACCCAGCUGUGUGUCCAUGAAGAGUGAUCGGUCUAUGCGUCAACCUAUAGUGUUUAGAGAGGGAGACUUUUCACCUGAACAAAGAAACCAACAGGAUCGAUCAGAUAUUCUCAGUGGUCAGUCUUCCCAGAGUCAUCAAACAGACCUGGCCUCCAUAUUCAGUUUGCUUGAAGAGAAUAUUAUGAAAUUUGUGAAGAAUGAGCUGACAAUGUUCAAGAGGAUUCUUAGUCCAGAAAUCCCAGAAGGCUUUGAGAGUCAGAAGCAGGAUAAGGAAGUGGUGGACGCUGAAGAUGAGAAGCAGGAGAGCAGUGCCAGAGAGGGGGCUCUGAAGAUCAUACUGCACAUGCUGAGGAAAAUGAACCAGAAGGAGCUUGCUGACACACUGGAGAAAAAUGAGCUUGCUGUGAUUUACAAACGUGAACUCAAAUCUAAUCUAAAGAAGAAGUUUCAAUGUGUAUUUGAGGGGAUCGCUAAACAAGGAAACCCAACACUUCUCAAUAAGAUCUACACAGAGCUCUACAUCACAGAGGGUGGAAAAGGAGAGGUCAAUAAUGAACAUGAGCUGAGACAGAUUGAGACAACAACCAGGAAACAAGCAAGACCAGAGACUGCAAUCAAAUGUAACGACAUCUUCAAACCCUUAAGUGGACAAGACAAACUUAUCAGAACUGUGCUGACAAAGGGAGUCGCUGGCAUUGGAAAAACAGUCUCUGUGCAGAAGUUCAUCCUGGACUGGGCUGAAGGAAAAGCAAAUCAGGAUGUCCAAUUUGUAUUUUCAUUCCCUUUUCGGGAGCUGAAUUUAAUGAAAGGGAAAAAACACACUUUGAUUGACCUUCUCAAUCACUUCUCAAUGGAAAACAAAGAAUCAAGAAUCUCCAACUACGACAAGUACAAAGUUUUGUUCAUCUUUGAUGGUCUGGAUGAGUGCCGACUGCCCCUAGACUUUCAGAAGAACAAGUUCUGUUGUGAUGUCACAAAGUCAACCUCAGUAGAUGUUCUAUUGACAAAUCUCAUCAAGGGAAAUCUGCUUCCCUCUGCUCUCCUCUGGAUAACUACCCGACCUGCAGCAGCCAGCAAGAUCCCUUCAGGUUGUGUUGACCAGGUGACAGAGGUACGAGGGUUCAAUGACCCACAGAAGGAGGAGUACUUUAGGAAGAGAUUCAGUGAUAAGGAUCUGGCCAGCAGAAUCAUCUCGCACAUAAAGACUUCAAGGAGCCUCCACAUCAUGUGCCACAUUCCAGUAUUCUGUUGGAUUUCUGCAAUAGUCCUUGAACACAUGCUGAAACAUAAGAGAGAAGAGAUGCCCAAGACUCUGACUGAGAUGUACACACACCUUGUGGUGUUUCAUACCAAACAAAAGAAUGACAAGUAUCUUGGGAAAGAAGAGACAGGUCCACACUGGAAUAAAGAGAGCAUUAUGUCACUGGGAAAACUGGCUUUUCAACAGCUUGUGAAGGGAAAUAUAAUGUUCUAUGAAGAAGACCUGAAAGAGGCUGGCAUUGAUGUCAAUGAAGCCUCAGUGUACUCAGGAUUGUGCACACAGCUCUUUAAAGAUGAAUGUGGGCUGUACCAGGACAAGGUGUACUGCUUCGUACAUCUGAGCAUUCAGGAGUUUCUGGCUGCUGUAUAUGUGUUCCUCUCAUUCAUUAACAACAAUGAAAAUCUAAUGGUCAAACCUCAAUCAAUGCCCAGUAACUUUUUUGCGCUGUUCAAAAACAAGCAUGACGUUACUUUCUACAAGAGUGUUGUGGAUAAAGCCUUACAGAGUGAGACGGGAAACCUGGACCUUUUCCUCCGCUUCCUUCUGGGCCUCUCACUGGAGUCCAAUCAGAAGCACUUACGAGGUCUACUGACAAAGACAAGAAGCAGCUCACAAUGCCAUGAAGAAACAGUCAAGUACAUCAAGGAGAAGAUCAGGGAGAAUCCCUCUCCAGAGAGGUGCAUCAAUCUGUUCCACUGUCUGAAUGAACUGAAUGACCAUUCUCUAGUGGCGGAGAUCCAAAGCUACCUGAGAUCAGGAAGUGUCUCCAGUGAAGAACUCUCACCUGCACAGUGGUCAGCUCUGAUCUUUGUGUUGCUGACUUCAGAAAAGGAGCUGGAUGUGUUUGACCUGAAGAAAUACUCCAGAUCAAAGGAAGGAGUUCUGAUGCUGCUGCCAGUUGUCAAAGCAUCCAAAGCUGCUCUGCUGUCUGGCUGUGGAGUCACAGAGGAAAGCUGUACUUUUCUGGCCUCAGCUCUGAAGUCAAACCCCUCACACCUGAGAGUUCUGGAUCUGAGUUACAAUGACCUGAAGGAUUCAGGAGUGAAGCUGCUCUCUGCUGGCCUGGGGAAUCCCCGCUGUAAACUGGAGACUCUGAGGUUGUCAGCCUGUCUAGUCACAGAGGAAAGCUGUGCUUCUCUGGUCUCAGCUCUGAGGUCAAACCCCUCACACCUGAGAAACCUGGAUCUGAGUAACAAUGACCUGAAGGAUUCAGGAGUGAAGCUUCUCUCUGCUGGACUUGGGAUUCCCCACUGUAAACUGGAGACUCUGAGGCUGUCAGCCUGUAUAGUCACAGAGGAAGGCUGUGCUUCUCUGGUCUCAGCUCUGAGGUCAAACCAAUCACACCUGAGAAACCUGGAUCUGAGUAACAAUGACCUGAAGGAUUCAGGAGUGAAGCUGCUCUCUGCUGUACUGGAGAAUCCCCACUGUAAACUGGAUAGUCUGAGGUUGUCAGCCUGUCUAGUCACAGAGGAAAGCUGUGCUUCUCUGGUCUCAGCUCUGAGGUCAAACCCCUCACACCUGAGAAGCCUGGAUCUGAGUAACAAUGACCUGAAGGAUUCAGGAGUGAAGCUUCUCUCUGCUGGACUGGGGAAUCCCCGCUGUAAACUGGAGACUCUGAGGCUGUCAGGCUGUCUAAUCACACAGGAAGGGUGUUCUUCUCUGGUCUCAGCUCUGAGGUCAAACCCCUCAUACCUGAGAGAGCUGGAUCUGAGUAACAAUGACCUGAAGGAUUCAGGAGUGAAACUGCUCUCUGUUGGACUGGGGAAUCCCCACUGUAAACUGGAGACUCUGAGGCUGUCAGGCUGUCUAGUCACAGAGGAAGGCUGUGCUUCUCUGGUCUCAGCUCUGAGGUCAAACCCCUCACACCUGAGAGAGCUUGACCUGAGCUACAAUUAUCCACGAGACUCAGGAGUCAGACUGCUCUCUGCUGGACUGGAGGAUCCACACUGCAGACUGGAGAAACUCAAUGUGGAACAUGGUGGAGAGAAGACAAUGAAUCCUGGGCUUAGAAAAUAUGCCUGUGAUCUCACACUGGACCCAAACACAGUAAACAGAUACCUCUCUCUGUCUGAGGGGAACAGAAAGGUGACAUGGAGUACAAAGGACCAGCCGUAUCCUGAUCACCCAGAGAGGUUUGAUGUCUGGGAACAGGAGCUGUGUAGAGAGGGUCUGACUGGGCGCUGUUACUGGGAGGUAGAGUGGAGUGGGAUAGGGGCUGAUAUGGGAGUGACAUAUAACGGAAUCAUCAGGAGAGGAAGGGGUAAUGAUAGUAGGCUUGGAUGGAAUGACAAGUCCUGGAGUCUGGACUGCUCUAACAACAGUUACAGAGCCUGGCACAAUAAUAAUCCCACUACCAUAGACGUCCCUUCCUCCAGCUCCCACAGAGUAGGAGUGUAUCUGGACUGGCCAGCCGGCACUCUUUCCUUCUACAGAGUCUCCUCUGACACACUGACCCACCUGUACACAUUCCACACCACAUUCACUGAGCCCCUCUAUCCAGGGUUUUAUGUUUGGUAUGACUCCUCAGUGUCCCUGUGUUAG
Oncorhynchus masou masou (cherry salmon) is the source of this 5157-nucleotide messenger RNA. Its product is annotated as NACHT, LRR and PYD domains-containing protein 3-like. The record is from RefSeq and is a predicted model, not a curated record. Gene Ontology annotation, molecular function: protein binding. NCBI's taxonomy places the organism in Eukaryota, Metazoa, Chordata, Actinopteri, Salmoniformes, Salmonidae. Bases 1 to 5157 code for a protein of 1718 amino acids. The transcript has 18 exons. Gene Ontology annotation, biological process: intracellular signal transduction.